AUGGAGAUCGCUACCUCCGCAAUCUGGUUGGUUGUGACCAUCCUCGGUAUAGUUUACUUUUAUUUCAAACGAAAGUUUUCCUAUUGGAAAGAUCGUGGCGUUGCAUACUUAGAGCCAACAUUUCCAUUGGGGAAUCUAUCCCGCAAUAGCAUCGGCAAUUUGAGAGAGGUGUUUGGAAAACUUUACAAUUUAAGGGGAGAAUGUCCUUUUGUUGGAGGGUUCUUCCUGUUCAAGCCCGUGGUAGUAGCGACUGAUCUGGAUUUCGUUAAAGAUGUAUUAGUGAAAGACUUCAACAAUUUUCAUGGACGUGGUAUUUAUGUAAAUGAGAAAGAUGAUCCCCUCUCGGGACAUUUGUUUUCCUUGGAUGGACCAAAAUGGAGAUCACUUCGGAUGAAACUUUCCCCGACUUUCACCUCUGGAAAAAUGAAAUUCAUGUUUCCAACUAUAGUUGAUGUUUCAGAGCAGUUUAAUCAAAGUUUGGGUGAAAUGUUACACGAUAACAGUGAGAUUGAUGUGAAAGAAAUUCUUUCUUGUUUUACGACUGAUGUUAUCGGAACAUGCGCUUUUGGAGUAGAAUGUAAUAGUUUGAAAGAUCCAAACGCAGUGUUCCGCGAAUACGGCCGAAAAAUUUUCCAACCAUCCAAACUGCGCGCAUUAACGGUGGUCCUCUUCCGAAUUCCAAAACUGGCUGCUGCCCUGCGUUUGUCAAUUUUUAGUAAGGAAAUCACCAAUUUUUUCUUGGGUAUUGUGAAUCAAACCAUCGAACACCGCGAGAAAAAUAAUAUCAAACGUAACGAUUUUAUGGAUUUACUAAUUGGUUUGAAAAAUAAUGACACUUUAGAUGAAGAGAAAAAGGUCAAAUUAGGGAAGCUUACUUUGGAACAAGUUGCCGCCCAGGCUUUCGUUUUCUUUGUUGCUGGAUUCGAAACGUCCUCUACGACGAUGAUGUUUGCCUUGUACGAAUUAGCGUUGAACCGAGACAUCCAGGAGAAGCUGCGAAGUGAAAUAAAUACUGUCUACGAAAAGCAUGGAGGCCAAUUGACGUAUGAAGCUAUCAAAGAUAUGGUGUAUUUGGACCAAGUAAUCAAUGAAACUUUGCGAAAAUAUCCGCCUGUUACUUCAUUGCAGCGUAUAGCCCAAGACAACUACAAAGUUGCAAAUACGAAAUUGGUGAUUGAAAAAGGAACAACUGUAAUGAUUCCUGCUUAUCAGAUUCAGCAUGAUGAACGUUAUUAUCCGAAUCCUGAGAAGUUUGAUCCUGAUCGUUUCCAGCCCGAAGUAUGGAAAGCGCGGCAUCCAAUGACCUUCUUGAGCUUUGGCGAUGGUCCCAGAAAUUGUAUAGGGUUGAGAUUCGGUAGGAUGCAAUCGCGAGUGGGUCUGGCUAUGUUGUUGAAGAACUAUCGAUUUGAACCAUCGGCGAAAACACCAAUUCCAAUGAAAUUUGCGCAACGCGGAGGGAUUCUGGCACCUGUGGACGGAAUGCAUUUGAAAGUUAUUAAAAUUUGA
Messenger RNA from Hermetia illucens (black soldier fly), 1506 nucleotides. RefSeq names its product probable cytochrome P450 6a18. The transcript has 2 exons. NCBI's taxonomy places the organism in Eukaryota, Metazoa, Arthropoda, Insecta, Diptera, Stratiomyidae. Gene Ontology annotation, molecular function: heme binding; iron ion binding; monooxygenase activity. The record is from RefSeq and is a predicted model, not a curated record. Bases 1 to 1506 code for a protein of 501 amino acids.